GUGCCCAUUACUAUAAGAAAAAUCAAGUCACAUCCUAGAGAGGGAGAGAAAUAAUGGAAGAGAGUCAGGGAGAGAAGAAGAUGGAGCAGAGACUCGAAGAGGCAGCCAUUCAAGGGAAAACGGCCUCACUGAACCAAAUACUGGGCGAAGAUCCGCUGAUUCUUCGACGAGUAAAGAUGGGUUGUUUCGUCUACACUCCUCUCCACGUGGCCGCGUCCGAGGGGCACCUAGAAUUUGUUCGGGAGCUAUUGGAUAACAACAAGGCACUCGCCCGAGUGCUGGACAACCGGCGGUGGUCGGCCCUCCACCUGGCUGCGGCCAACGGACACGACAAGAUUGUGGAAGUUUUAGUGGAAGCUAACGCCAACAUGUGCUUGACUCCGGACGGCGAUGGCAGAAAUCCUCUGCACCUGGCGGCCGUGGAGGGGCACGACUCCGUAUUGUAUGUGUUCUUUAAGAAGAAACCACAUUGGAUUCAUGCGUUUCUCAAAGCCAUAGAUGGCGGCGGCAACACCAUCCUUCAUCUGGCUGUCAUGAACGAGAAAAAUAAGGUCGUGGAGUUGUUACUUGAGAAAAUAAAAGAUCAACUGAAAAGGAAGAAUAUACAACAGACAGACAACCCCUUAAACACAAUAAACAAAUGUGGGUGCGCCGCUCUAGACAUUCUGGAGGAAUUCAAAUCUUCUGAUCAAGUACAAGAUUUUGAAAAGGACAAGAAGAAGUUUCAAAAAGCUGGUGCCUUGAAAGCUACUACCUUGAAAGUCGAUGAGCUUCUAUCCAAGAGGCAGAAUACGUUGAUGGUGGUGGCGUCGCUUUUGGCAACCAUGGCUUUUCAAGCCGGGCAGACCCCUCCUGAUGGAGAAGCUACAGGUGCUUAUCAAGAGUUCAUUGUUGCCAACACAAUAGGAUAUGUGGCAUCACUAGGCACAAUUAUGUUUCUAGUGCCCGGAUUGCCUUUCAAGAAAAAGUUGUUUACGCGGAUCAUGGUGCUGAUCAUGUGUCUCGCAGUUACAUCCAUGGCAGUUACAUACGCAUCUUUCAUCCGCUUUAACCCCGGGGAUGACGACUGGGGGAUUAUCUCUUAUGUUACGAUGGCUUGGUACGGGGUGAUCUGUGUUCUUGUGUUAAUCCACACCAUUCCCUUGUUGAAAAGGUUGUCGAAGGUCAGCUGGGAUAUUUGUAUGCGGCCACUGAUGAAGUUGUUCAUGGAAUUCAUCUCACGUUCAAGUAACCCACCCCUACCAACUUUAUCUAAUUAAUGAGAAUAAACCCCAACCCGCUUCAGCUUAAUGGGAACGGGAACCUAGUUUGAUCUUUAAUUAGCCUUAUCCGUGAGUUUGAAUUAGUGAAAGGAAGAUAUAUAGCAUAAUUGAUGGACUGAGAAGAGUUCUAUUUUAGAAUUUGUUAAAUGUAUUGCCUUCUAGUUCCAAGUAUGGAAAUUAAAUAAUUUCUUCGAAGUCGAAUCAACCAGAGUGAAA
Molecule: messenger RNA, 1478 nt
Organism: Diospyros lotus (date-plum)
Lineage: Eukaryota; Viridiplantae; Streptophyta; Magnoliopsida; Ericales; Ebenaceae
Product: ankyrin repeat-containing protein ITN1-like
Exons: 2
Coding region: 54-1259 (401 amino acids)
Cellular component (GO): plasma membrane
Molecular function (GO): protein phosphatase regulator activity; protein phosphatase 1 binding
Source: RefSeq, a predicted model, not a curated record